Messenger RNA from Drosophila santomea, 865 nucleotides. It is a transcript of the gene Cdc42, whose product is annotated as cdc42 homolog. Lineage: Eukaryota; Metazoa; Arthropoda; Insecta; Diptera; Drosophilidae. The record is from RefSeq and is a predicted model, not a curated record. Gene Ontology annotation, biological process: small GTPase-mediated signal transduction. The transcript has 3 exons. Gene Ontology annotation, molecular function: GTPase activity; GTP binding. Bases 172 to 747 code for a protein of 191 amino acids.
CUAGUUACUCGCACGCAAACAUCUCGCUGGAGAGAGAGAACACGAACACAAAAGGAAAUAGUAGUUUUCCGUACGUAUCGAAUCGAGCCCAGCCCAGAAAAGCGGAAAACGAAACAGAUUCGACAGCGGUUGCAAAGUUAACUAAACUGAGUCAUCACCCCUCUGCACAACAUGCAAACCAUCAAGUGCGUGGUCGUCGGCGACGGAGCUGUGGGUAAGACAUGCCUGCUCAUCUCGUACACAACCAACAAGUUCCCAUCGGAGUACGUGCCCACGGUGUUCGACAACUAUGCGGUCACCGUGAUGAUCGGCGGCGAGCCCUACACACUGGGUUUGUUUGAUACGGCCGGACAGGAGGACUACGAUCGGCUGCGUCCGCUUUCCUAUCCCCAGACGGAUGUCUUCCUGGUUUGUUUUUCGGUGGUCAGUCCCAGUUCGUUCGAGAACGUCAAGGAGAAGUGGGUGCCCGAGAUCACACACCAUUGCCAAAAGACACCGUUCCUGCUGGUGGGCACGCAGAUUGAUCUGCGCGACGAGACCAGCACGCUGGAGAAGCUGGCCAAGAACAAGCAGAAGCCCAUCACCAUGGAGCAGGGCGAGAAGUUGGCCAAAGAGUUGAAGGCCGUCAAGUAUGUGGAGUGCUCGGCCUUGACACAGAAGGGCCUGAAAAAUGUAUUCGACGAGGCCAUCCUGGCCGCCCUGGAGCCACCAGAGCCCACAAAGAAAAGGAAGUGCAAAUUCUUAUAAUUCUUCUUUCCCCCCACACGCGGUAUCCCUUUCAUUCUGGCUUUCUACUAUCGCAAUGACUCCUUCCCAGCCUCCCAACGUCGAGAAGCGUUCAAUAUAUAGCCAUAUAUAUAUUUUA